Prunus mume (Japanese apricot) is the source of this 857-nucleotide messenger RNA. RefSeq lists its product as uncharacterized. The record is from RefSeq and is a predicted model, not a curated record. Lineage: Eukaryota; Viridiplantae; Streptophyta; Magnoliopsida; Rosales; Rosaceae.
CAUGCCUGCCUUUCUUCUUUUGAGCUUUUUGUCUCUUGCUUUCUAAACAAACCUUCUGUUAACCCUCUAAUUCUAACAUUUUCAUAUUCUACUUGUGGGCAAUCUUUGUUUUUGGCUGUAGAAGCACAAACAACAAAACAACAAAUGUAUCCUAAAGUGAAGGUGAGGCUACAAGAACAAGAUGAUUAUUUUUCCCCACAAGGUCAUCACAGGACAUUGCAGUUGACAACUGCCUCUGAUGAAUCUGUCCCUGAGAAGGAGACUCAAAGCUGUUCUCCCCCAUCAAUUGCCAUAACCAAGAAGGCUUAUGUCUCCAAGCUACCGGGACACUCCAUUUCUUCAUCCAAAGCAGAGAACAGCAGAAAUCCUGGUAAGGCUACAAAACCAGCUGAUGCUAGAGCUUGUUCAAUCCUUCGUCCCCGUGCCGUCUUAUCUAGCCCUGAAAAUGAUGGGAUGAUUGGAAGCAGAAACAAGGUGGUUGAUAAAAACUCAUUGGCUGUCAAAGUGCAUAACACAAAAGAAAAAGUGGCAGCUGCCCAAAAGCCCCAGCAACCCAAGAUCGUCCAAAGUCAGGUGAAGAAGGCAGCAAGGCCUGUGAACAUGACCAAAAGGCUCCAACAAAGCAUUGAUAAAAAGAAUGGGGUUGUGCAGAGUAGAAUUCAAAAACCCAUGAUGGAGAAACAGCAAGCAAGCCUUGGAAUGAGGAAACCAAGUUUCACUUCAACUUAAUGUUCGACAUAUCACAUUGGAUCAAUUUGGAUGUGCCAAAUGAUCUGUUUCUUUCAUGAAUUGAGCUUUCUUAAGGUGUGAUGUGUAUGAGUUUCAAGAAUUUAUAUAUGUUUAUCAGUCCCGUUUUC